AUGUCUCUGGUGAUUCAAUUUCUGUCCCAGAUCCGGAAUUUCAUACGCAAACAAGAUGGGGACUCUUUGCAAUCCUGGUUGCAAGUCGGCCCCAAUUCACCCAGGCAGUACCAUGAGUUGCGCGCAGAGCUUCGCAACCAAUAUCGCCAGUCCGGCCUAGACAACAUCAUUCAGAAAUGUCUGCCUGACGAUGAGGACGAUGAAGUAGAGGGCGAGGCCACGCCAUGGCCCAGUCUUGUCACUUUCAUCAAGGAAUACUUUACCUUCUGGAGGGACGCCGACUACGAUGCUGAUCUAGUCCGCACACAUCAACUGUUGAGUACUCUGGUGAGCUCCUGCGCCACAGCGUUGACGCAUCCAGCAUACGGAGCCAUGCUACUCAAAACAAGCAUGUCGUUGUCAGACGUCCUUGCUCGACUGACAAUGACGCUCAACAGACGUCCCGAACUCACUCGCCAGCUGCGUACUAGCAAUGACGAUGAGAGCCGUAAAUCUAUUGCUGAGUCUUCGGCCGAGAUCAUCCAGAAGAUCUUCACCGCAUGCUUGAAUGACCGGUCUAGUGAUCGAUCAAGCCCUCCCAAGGGCAAAAGGGUGGCCAUCUACAUAUUUGCCAACCUUGUCCUCAAGCUUCUAUUCGCUUGUCGGCGAAUACACCUGGCCAAAAUGAUCUUCUUCAACCUGGGUGCCAACUCUCCCCCACUAUCCCUCUACCCAGCCGCCCAACGCGUUACAUUUCUCUACUAUCUCGGCCGCUUCAGUUUCUCAAGCGGAAACCACUACCUCCGAGCAGCAAACUGCCUCGAGGCCGCCUACCUCCAAACCCCGCCUCGCUUCACCUCCCACCGCACCAACAUCCUGACCUACCUCAUCGCCGCCAACAUCCUCCUGGGCCGCUUCCCCUCCGCCAGCCUCCUCCAGCGCCCGGAGUCCAGGACCCUCGCCCCCAUCUUCUUCCCCCUGUGCGCGGCCCUCCGCGGCGGCGACUUCAUCAGGUUCCAGGCCCACCUCGCCGAGCACGAGGACUGGCUCCUCGAGAAGGGCCUCCUCGUGCCCCUCACCCACAAGCUCCGCCCCCUCCUCUGGCGCUCCCUCGCCCGCAAGACCUUCCUCCUCACCUACGUGCCCCCCACCGACUCCAGCUCCCGCAAGGCCGCCACCCUCGACGUCGCCGACCUGCACGCCGCCGCCGUCUACGUCCAGCGCCGCCUCGAGGGCUGGGUCCCCAGGCCCGCCGACCACGCACACCAGCCCAGCGUGAACCCGCUCCUUAUGAAGGCGCUGGCGAACAACAUGCAGGAGACGGACACAAGCCUCGUGCCCCCGCCCGCUGGGAAGCUCAACAGGCUGCGUCCCAACGAGGGCUUGGUAUGGGGCAACGCCGAGGUGACGCUCGACCACGUCGAGCUGCAGCUGGCCACCCUCGUCGAGGAGGGCCUGAUGCACGGGUUCAUCGCCCACGGGCAGGGCAGGUUCGCCAUCAUAGGCGCCAAGGCCAAGGGGCCCGUCGCCGCGGGCUGGCCGAGUGUGUGGCAGUCCAUACAGGAGAGGAGGUACGAGGAAGAUUACAACCCAGAUGAUGUGCCUGGGUGGGUUCGGGCGUGA
Clonostachys rhizophaga is the source of this 1602-nucleotide messenger RNA. Lineage: Eukaryota; Fungi; Ascomycota; Sordariomycetes; Hypocreales; Bionectriaceae. The record is from the annotation of a GenBank genome assembly.